Messenger RNA from Bipolaris maydis ATCC 48331, 558 nucleotides. The record is from RefSeq and is a predicted model, not a curated record. NCBI's taxonomy places the organism in Eukaryota, Fungi, Ascomycota, Dothideomycetes, Pleosporales, Pleosporaceae.
AUGUCUUGUCUGUCUAGUAUUCGCUCGACUUUCGUCUCCAUAUUCAAACCGAAGAAGAAGACAACCAAAUCCUCCUCCCUGGCUGAAAAAUCUGCGAAAAUCUCGCACGUCUCUCCCCGCCCCUCCAUCUCCACCUCUACUCAAACAAGUAAUCCAUUGUGCAAACCACCCCUGCACCAAGUCCCCAGCGCCAUAGUCGCUGCGACAGAAAAGGGCAUGAUAUCCGCAUCGUUGUGUUCCAUACCGCAAUCCCCCCCUGCAUCAAGAUCCCUUACUUCGACAACUACACAGACGACAUCAGCAUCGGCACCACUUCCCUUCCCUAAUCUGCCCUUAGCAUCGCCGUCGCCACUGUCGUUGUCACCGUCAUCAUCGCCAUUCUCGCCGUUUUCUGCAUCGCCAGUGUCGCCAGUGUCAGAGAUGGAGCAGAGAAAAGGGGAGAAAAGGAAGAGUAGUGUAAACAACAGCACCACUACACUAACGCGAGGCGAAGAAGCCUGCGUCUCCGGACAAAGUAGUAGAAGGACGAGUGUGAGAUUCAAGGGUCUGGACGUCUAA